Molecule: messenger RNA, 1651 nt
Organism: Coregonus clupeaformis (lake whitefish)
Lineage: Eukaryota; Metazoa; Chordata; Actinopteri; Salmoniformes; Salmonidae
Product: SRSF protein kinase 2
Exons: 12
Coding region: 68-1306 (412 amino acids)
Biological process (GO): protein phosphorylation; regulation of mRNA processing; spliceosomal complex assembly
Molecular function (GO): protein kinase activity; ATP binding
Source: RefSeq, a predicted model, not a curated record
CUAAACACAGCUAACUGGUCACAGUCAGUCAGAGUUCUACUCUCUACAGGCUGUGUCCUAUUCAAUCAUGUACUCAGAUCAGACUUCUGUACAGGUGGCCCAGAAACCCAGUGAACCUGGGACAUCCAACGGACUUCAUAAGCUGAGUCGUUUGGAACAGCUGGAGCCAGAGGAGUCACUGGACAGAGAGGACCCCCGAGAAUACUGCCAUGGGGGGUACCACCCUGUUCACAUUGGAGACACCUUCAACAGGAGAUACCAGGUUCUGUCUAAGUUGGGCUGGGGAUACUUUGCCACUGUUUGGCUCUGCUUGGACCUCAGGUUGGGCAGACGAGUGGCCGUGAAGGUUUUGAAGAGUGGAGAAGGAUUCACACAGGCUGGGCAAGAUGAACUGACUCUGCUACUUUGUGCCAGUGGUCCCACUGCCCGUCACCCCCACAGCCGGAGGAUAGUCCAACUGCUGGAUGAGUUCAAGAUAGCUGGGGUCAACGGAGUCCACGUAUGCCUAGUGCUGGAGCUGCUGGGACCAGACCUCUGCUGUUGGCAGGUCUGUUUUGGAAACCCAGGGCUAUCGCUGUCUUGGGUCAAACAGGUCAUUGCUCAGGUUCUGCAGGCGUUGGACUACCUGCACACUCAAUGUAAAAUCAUCCACACAGACAUCAAGCCUGAAAAUAUACUGCUAUGGAUGAAGGAGCAGAUCCCAAAACAGACAGCAGGGGGCAGUGCAUGUCCUCCAUUCCUUGGGGGAAAUGCCAAGUCAAGGAGUAGAGCAGAGAAGGAGCUGGUGACUCCCAUCAGUCUGAAGGAGGUCACAGUAAAGAUUGCUGACCUGGGAAGCUCCUGUUGGGUGUACAAACAUUUCUGUGAGGAGAUCCAGACCCGUCAGUACCGCUCACUAGAGGUUCUAUUGGGCUCUGACUACGGCCCACCAGCAGACAUCUGGAGUGUAGCCUGCAUGGCUUUUGAGUUGGUCACUGGAGAUUCAUUGUUUGAGCCCAGAGCUGGGAAGACCUUUUCCUUAGAGGAAGACCACAUCGCUCACAUAAUAGAACUUCUAGGCAAAAUCCCAGCAGCAGUCGCCUUGUCUGGCAAAUAUUCCAUUGAGUACUUCAAUCGCAGAGGUGAAAUGCAUCGUAUCGGGGUGCUGCGGCCCUGGGGUCUGUAUGAGGUGCUGGUGGAGAAAUACCACUUCCUGCUGAAGGAGGCCUCUCUGUUCUCUGACUUCCUGUUGCACAUGUUGGACUUCCAGCCCGAGAGGAGGGCCAGUGCUGCCCAGUGUCUCCUGCACCCAUGGCUUAGCUCCUGAGCCCUGGUCUUGGAGACCUGAUAGUCCCGCCCAUGGGGACCACACGGAGCCAACUUGAUACCAAGUUAGUAGAUACAUGUGUUAUGUUAGUGGACCUGCAGAAACAAACCGAGUGGUGCUCAAUCACUAAGACUAGGGGAGGAUAUACACUAGAAAUGUUUGCCUAUUGGCCCCAUGCCAAUGCUCUCUGUGGAAUGUAAUAUUUUAUGUACAUUUUUAAAGUAAGACUACAUUUCUUCUGAUAAAUGUAUGGAGCAUUUGAUUAUAUAUAAAGCAGUGGAGGCUGGUGGGAGAAUCUAUAGGAGGAUGGGCUCAUCGUAAUAGCUGGAAUGGAAUUGAAUAAAU